AUGCAGCGCCGCGCCGAGAGCCAGUUCCGGCGGGAUUGGACCUUCGGCUUCACCCUGUGGAACUACCUCUUCAGGACCAUGGUCAACACGCAGCAAAACGCCUUCAUCUACUACGUCCCCGACGAGAAGAACGGACGCAGGCCCCUGACCAGCAAGGAGAUCACGGACGGCCAGAAGCAGAUCCAACAGCAGCUGAUCAAGGGCCAGUACCUGGACAUCAACAACCAAGUGAAGGCCAUCAAUGGAGAUCUGAGCAAGGUGCGCUUCGCCCCGGAUCUCUCGCCGGCAGCCCUCAAGGUCCUGGACAACACGGAGGCGCGCAGCCGGAACAUCCCCGGAACCCACGAGGUGCGCAAGACCAUGCGCCACCAGACCCACGCCAAUCGGAUUUGCCACGGCACCCCACUCUUCGUGACCUUCUCCCCGUCCGAGCGGGACAGCACGUUGAUGCUGCGCCUGGCCCGCCUCCGGCAAUCCGACCCAAGCCUCCAGCGACAGCCCGCCACCAGCCGAGCCGCGCAAGGCCGCAGCAAGCCCGAGCUGGACGUGGAGUUCUACAGUCUGAACCCAGAAGCACUCGCCGCGGAGUUGCCGCCCUACGACGAGCGCCGGGCCAUGCUGACCAAAGACCCCGUGGCCUGCGCCGACGGCUUCCGCGUCUUGGUGCAGCUCGCACUACGCCACCUCUUCGGCGUCCGCUACUGCCCCGACUGCCCCGACUGCGGCAACUCCCACAAGCCCUGCACGGACGCCUUCGGCAGCAACGCCAUGGCCUGCGGGGGCAUCUUCGGCCGCAUCGACGCCGCGUUCGGCUCCAUCGAAAGCCAGAAGUCCGGAGUACUGCACGUCCACUUCCAGCUCUUCGUCCAAUGCUUCCACCAGUUCAAGCCCCUCUCCGAGCUGCAGGCGCUGGGCCCGGAGCGCAAGCGGGAGCUCUUCCAGAAGUACUGCACCUACACGGCCCACGUCAGCCGCACCAUCUACAAGGACCCGCAAGA
Molecule: messenger RNA, 998 nt
Organism: Symbiodinium sp. CCMP2456
Lineage: Eukaryota; Dinophyceae; Suessiales; Symbiodiniaceae
Source: the annotation of a GenBank genome assembly